Messenger RNA from Anthonomus grandis grandis, 2506 nucleotides. RefSeq lists its product as uncharacterized. The transcript has 6 exons. Lineage: Eukaryota; Metazoa; Arthropoda; Insecta; Coleoptera; Curculionidae. The coding region runs from base 146 to 2317 and encodes 723 amino acids. Gene Ontology annotation, molecular function: dopamine receptor binding. The record is from RefSeq and is a predicted model, not a curated record.
UGACAGCUCGCCUUUGACAUUUCCCUACUGUGGAUGCAGCAAAAAAAAAAAAAAAACUAAUAUUAUUUAAAAUCCUUUAUUAGUUACAACUUACAAUGCACUAACUCUACUUACCAAUUAAUCCAGUGCCAAAAACCUUGGGACAAUGUCGGACGAUAAGAAGCAAAUACCCCCGGGGGGAGCUGAUCCGGUGGUGAUGGACCAACUGCUCGAAAACAUCACCUCAGAGGUGCAAACCAACGAUUUCGUGCCCCUGGGGGGCUUCGGGCCGCAGUCGAACCUCAACUGGGCCCCCCAGAUGCCUUACUACAACUCACCUUAUCAAGAGCAACCCUGCAGAACCGGCUACAGCACCAUGUUUCAGUCGGUCCCUUUGUACCCCAAAGAGCACUAUGGCAGCUUUAACAUGAGGGCUCCCCCACUAUACACGUUUCCCCAACAAGAGAGUUUGCAUGCCCCUCCGCCCCACACGCAAAUAUUCGAGAAUUUAGUGGGUAAUUGGGCAGUGCCAAACAAGUCGGGUACAUACAGUCCGUUUGGGAACAGUGACACCUUUAAGCAGAGCUUGUUUGAGUUUCACAGCGAAGAGCAGCAGCCCCACGAGGACUUGAUAUUUCCUGAUAAUGAUAAGUUUAAUUUCAAUAAGGAUUUGAAGAAAUCGAGGCCCUUGGCAGAGGUGAAACCCAUGCGUCCCAGUUACUCGGACGUUUUGGCCAAAAGUGUGCCACUGAAGUCACCGAAAAGCGAACCGAAAGAGUCCAAGGUAAAGAGGGAUGCCAAAAGGAAAUCCGACAAGAAUAGUCGAGGCGGUAUCACGCUAAACCGCAGCAACACCAAUAACGAAAUUAAGGAGAUUCCCUCGGACAAGGGGCUUCCGAAAACCGAUAAAAAACAGACAGUGAAAGUGAGCCAGUUGAACAGGAAAUGGUCUUCCAUGGACAAUCUGUCGGCACAUAAAAGUGAGGAACCGAAAAAGAAGAGGGAGGAGGCGAAAAAUGUGGGAAAAAGCAAAAGUAAGGCAGCAAAAAGUGUCAGUUAUGUGGCCGGAGAGGUUUCGGUGGCCUCGGCUAAAGUGGAACCGGUUAGUUCAGGGAAGAACUUGGCGGCUAAGAAAAGUAAGGUUAGUAGACAGCGGCCGAGUGAUAAUAAUGGGGCGGGGGAUAGAUCUUCGUCUAAACGUGCAUAUAGAACAAAAAGGAAGGAGGAUCAGCCUGCUUUAGCUUUAGCAGUGGAAAAGAUCAAAUCGUACACCGAGGAGUGGUGGAAGGUCUCCACCGUCUUCACUCGAUGGCUGUUCCAUUUGAUCUCCGAUGUGCUUAGCCUAAGUUUACAUUUAGGGAGAGAUUUUCUGGUAGUGUUGUGGUCGAACUUGUUGCUCGGUUGGAGCACAUUCUUUGCUUCUUGCGAGGAUCUUUUGAGGCAAUGGCGCGUCUCCGCCUGGUUGUGGGAGAAAAUCGAGGGCAAGUUUAAAAAGAGGAGCCGCAAACCGAAAAUUGAGGAGGAAGCGAAGAAUUUCUUGAACAACGGUCUGGACAUUAACAUUAGUAUGCCCGCCACCGGGGAGGAAGCUAUGAAAAGGUUGUUGGCGUGCAAAGGAAAAGACCCUUAUAGCAUCCUGGGGGUGACCCCCAAAUGUACCGACGACGAUAUUAAGAAGUACUACAAAAGACAAGCGUUCCUGGUGCAUCCGGAUAAAAAUAACCAACCGGGGGCAGAGGAGGCCUUCAAGAUACUCGUGCAUGCUUUCGAUAUGAUUGGUACAUCGGAGAGGCGCGCCACCUACGAUCGCGGGGUUGCCGAGUCCGCUUUCGUUGUCCAGAACUUCAGUCAGAUGGCGGAACUGUUGCAGCAAUUACAGCAAAAAAUGGAGAUGAACGCGAACACGAUUAGGUGCAGCGCGUGCGGAGAUCGGCACAAGAGGGUGAAGGUCGAUAGGCCCAGUUAUGCCGCGCGUAAUUGUAAAUCUUGUAAGAUUCAUCAUUCUGCAAGAGAAGGCGACAUCUGGGCGGAGGGGCGGUACCUGAACGUCCUGUGGCGGUACUACGCGUGCAUGGAGGGUCACGUGUACGACAUCAGCGAGUGGGCCGCGUGUCAAAAACAAACGCUGAAACAUCUGAAACCGGACUCGCACCACGUGCAGUACCGGAUCGCGUUGGGAAAACAGCAGCAGCAGCAACAAAAUGGCGGAGGCACCAGGAAAUCCGGUGCGAAGACGGAAGGGAGGCCCGACUUGGAGAAUUUGUUGAACUCUUUGUACGGGGCGGGUGGUACUGAGGGUGGGGCGGCGGCCAAAAGGCGCAACAAGAGCAGGAAGUGAUAGAGGGAGAGUUAAAAAAGGACCGCCGCAGUAUUUUUUUGUAAUAAAGUGAAUUAAAAAAUGUGCUUUUUUGUGCUUUAUAUGGUAGUUCUAAGGUACGUCUUGGCCUCUCAUUGUUUUUUCGAAUUAUUUUUAAUUUACUCGAUUAGUUUUUUUUUAAUAUAUAUAUAUAUAUUUUUUUUUUUGUGA